Molecule: messenger RNA, 582 nt
Organism: Rotaria sordida
Lineage: Eukaryota; Metazoa; Rotifera; Eurotatoria; Philodinida; Philodinidae
Source: the annotation of a GenBank genome assembly
AUGCACAGUAUAUAUUUUAUAUUCGAUGGUGAAAUCCUUGACGAUAAUGGCAGUACAAUUGCAAGUUAUGGUGUAGAAAAUAAAUCAAUACUACAAUUACUUAAUUUAGAUGCUACUGAGCGAGUUGACUUUUCUUCUAUAGGCGCGAAAUUUGUUGAUAUUAGUAAUAAUGAAAGUUUAAAAAAAAAAGAUUGGUCGGAAACAGCUCCACCUUGGCGAAAAGCUAGACGUGGUCUAUGUCUCGAAGGUUUAUGCAGAAAUAAUCAAUGUAAAGCUUACAAACAAUACGUUGUUAUGCCAAUUGGUUAUAGGAAAUUUGAUAUAAUUAUUGAUUCAAGUGAAACUACAACUAAAUGCCCUUUAUGUAAGCAAUAUGUUGAACCAAUAACAUGCGGUUUUAAUAAUUGUUGGUGGAGAUAUGAAGGAGUCAGACAAGAUGAGGAAGGCAAACCACCAACAAGAUUUUCAAGUAAUUGGCAGCAAGCUGAUGAUGCAUAUCAUUAUUUUGAUGGACAUACAAGUAGAAUAGUCUUAUGGAAACAACUGAUUGUUGAAGCUGUUAAAAAAAGACCUUUAGAAUAA